AUGCCCAUCCUGUCGCGCGUGCGGCAGUUGACCGGCUUUGCCGUCUCUCUUAUUCUUAUCACAGCCGUCGCCGCCUCCCCGAUUCUCUCGCGCGAUGCAGAAGCAACCACCGUCUUCCAAUUCCAAGCCAACGGCACGUGGAUCGAAAAUCUUGCCAUCCUACCCGGCGGCGACUUGCUACUCACGCGCAUGGACGAGCCCGAGCUUUGGAGGGCGAAUCCGGCCGACGGCUCGGGGUCGCUGGUGCAUCGAUUCGACCAGGCCACCGCACUGAUGGGCAUCACACACCUGCACGACGAUCGCUACGCCGUCGUGGUGGGAAACGUCACCAUCGCUGACAUCGGCCAGCCCACCCCGGGAUCCUUCUCGCUGUGGGCAGUGGAUCUGGCCGCCGACGCGCCGCAGAUCAGCCCGAUUGUGGCCAUCCCCGAAGCCGGCUGGUUGAACGGAAUGACUCGCCUGGACGACGAGUCGCGUACACUGCUAGUGGCCGACUCGCGCAACGGGGUCAUCUGGAAAGUCAAGCCCUCGUCUGGAGAAUAUGAAGUCGCGCUCUCGGGUCACUCGCUCGAGCCGAAUGCCCAGUCCCUGGGGGUGAAUGGCGUCCAUGCGGUGGGAAUGACGGUGUAUUAUACCUCCAGUUCACUCAGCUCACUCUUCCGAGUCGCUCUCGACGCUCAAGGGCAUGCUGCCGGUCCUGUGGAAACCGUGGUUGCCAGUGACCCUCCGUCCGAUGACUUUGCCCUGGCGUCCGACGGGACCGCAUACCUCAUGGCGAACGGGAACAAUCUGGUUCAACGAGUCUCGUCCACGGGGGAGUUGUCCACGCUGGCAGGGAGUAAGGACUCCUCGCUGGUUGCCGGUCCCAGUGCUGGCCAGGUCAGUGCCGAUGGCAGCAUCUUGUACGUGGUGACCUGUGGCGGACAUAUCGCUCCUCCGCAGGGCAGGCAAGAGCCGGCCAAAGUCGUGGCCAUCAAGCUGUAA
Aspergillus steynii IBT 23096 is the source of this 984-nucleotide messenger RNA. RefSeq lists its product as uncharacterized. The transcript has a single exon. The record is from RefSeq and is a predicted model, not a curated record. Lineage: Eukaryota; Fungi; Ascomycota; Eurotiomycetes; Eurotiales; Aspergillaceae. Bases 1 to 984 code for a protein of 327 amino acids.